This is a messenger RNA of [Torrubiella] hemipterigena, 2168 nucleotides long. The record is from the annotation of a GenBank genome assembly. Lineage: Eukaryota; Fungi; Ascomycota; Sordariomycetes; Hypocreales; Clavicipitaceae.
UUCAGGUAGAAAAUAAAUCAUUCAAAAAAUACGGAUGAAUUGAAAUCAAUCCCCCAGUAAUCGUAAACAUAUCCGGUGACCACUCUACUGCAUGGCGUAUAUUAACUUGGCUUUUUGUUCCCGUGAGGGACACUUACGCAUCCCAACCACCAUCACAGCCAAACAAUACGCGAGAAACACCGGCUGGGCUGCGACGAUCUUCGGGACGCGAGCGCCAUCGAUACCCGCUGAAAAAAUAACUCCCAGCAGGGAAGACUAGGCUCGAUGCAGUGGCACCACCCAGCGAUGUGAUUAGUGCUUAUGCAGCGGAACCGCGGGUGGCCGGCUGGACCCUUGGCCAUAAAGAAACCUAAGAAAAAAGAAGUGUAAUUAGUUCCAUGUCUGCAUCGUUCUAGAUUGGUGUAGAGCAUCGGCGACUUUUACCUUUGCCCGCGGACAGGCAUCCUUCUUACAUAUAGACGGACCACCCCCCGAGUCGUGAUCCAUCUCUCUGCUCACCACCACCGCAACAAUGAAGACAUCAUCGGCUCUCCUUCUCGGUCUCGCGACUGCGCCUGUCGCCCUCGCCAAGCGCAGUGACAGCGCUCCCGUCGCUAACCACGAGCGCGCCGGACAGAUCCGCGCUGCCUUCCAGUCCGCCUGGGGCAAGUACAGCGCCAAUGCCUUUGGCCACGAUACCUGGGGCCCUGUGUCGAAUACGGCCCAGGAUAACAACGACCAAUGGGGCGUGACGGCAUUCGAUGCCCUGUCCACGGCCAUCAUCAUGAACGACGAAGACAUUGUCAACCAGAUCCUUGACUAUAUCCCCUCAAUCAACUUCACCACGACUCCACGCAAAUUCGACGGCGUCAACCUCGUCGAGACCACUGGCCGCUACCUCGGUGCGCUGCUCUCCUCGUACGAUCUGCUCAAGGGUCCCUACUCCCGCCUCGCGCACAACGCCAGCAAUGUCGAUGCCCUCCUCAAGCAGGCCGAAACACUGGGUUCGUCACUUGCCUUCGCCUUCCAGACAGCCAGCGGCGUACCCCAACCAAACCUCAUGCUCAACCCUACACCACAAUAUGGCAACAACCGCUUUGGUGUCAUCAACCUUAACGAGGCGGGUGGUCUGAUUCUCGAGUGGACGCGCCUUGCCGAUCUCACCGGCAACAAGACGUACGCCGACCUCGCUGCCGCCUGCGAGAAGCAUCUGCUCUACCCUGAGGGCGUGUACCAGGCGUACCCGGGCAUGGUGGGCAACCAGCUGAGCGUGGGCGACGGCCACUUCCAGCGCCCAUACGGCGGCUGGGGCGUUAACUCGGACGUCUACUACGAGUACCUCAUCAAGAUGUACAUGUACGAUCCUGCGACGUUUGCGUACAACAAGGAGCGCUGGGUAGCCGCCGCCAACUCUACCAUCACCCACCUCGCCUCGCACCCCAAGGUCCGCCCCGACCUAACCUUUUUGGCGGGUGUUAUUGCCGGCGGAGGCCAAGUCUCCGAGACCAGCGACCAUCUUGCUGCCUUUGCUGGCGGCAGCUUCAUUCUGGGUGGCCUUCUUCUCAAGGAGCAGGCAUACGUCGACUUUGGUUUGCAGCUUGCCGAGUCGUACUUCCAAGUCUACAACCAGACAGCGUCCGGUAUUGCUCCCGAGCACUGGAACUGGGUCGCCGGCGACUUUACACAAUACGACAGACCUCCUCCUGAACAGGAAGCGUUUUACAACCGCACCGGCUUCUGGGACACCGACUCGCACUACCCGCUGCGCCCCGAGGUCAUUGAGAGCCUGUAUUAUGCGUACCGCGCUACCGGUGAUGUCAAGUACCAGGAUCACGCGUGGCAGGCCUGGGAAUCGAUUAACAAGGCCUGUGGAAUCAAUGGCGGCUUCAGCGGUAUUAAGAAUGUGUCGGUGGCUGAUGGCGGCGACAAGGACGACAUUCAGCAGGGCUUCUUCUUGGGCGAGACGCUCAAGUAUCUGUAUCUGAUUAACGCGGACGACCAGGAUGUCCAGCUGAAGCAGGAUGGUGGCGACUACGUGUUGAAUACCAAGGCGCAUCCUCUCAAGAUUCGGGAGCAGUGAAAGAGGGGAUGACCUGUAUGUGGAAAUUGCCAUGGUAACGGUAAAUAGAAAAGGGCAGAGUAGUGUAAGGUAUAAACCUGGUCUAUAUAUAAAUAUAUACAACCUUAGC